Rhagoletis pomonella (apple maggot) is the source of this 5499-nucleotide messenger RNA. RefSeq lists its product as uncharacterized. The transcript has 4 exons. Lineage: Eukaryota; Metazoa; Arthropoda; Insecta; Diptera; Tephritidae. The record is from RefSeq and is a predicted model, not a curated record. The coding region runs from base 1 to 5499 and encodes 1832 amino acids.
AUGAAAUUUUCCUGCGCGAUUUUCUUCUUUGUACUAACCAUUGCCGCGCAGUUUCAACACAUACGCACCGCUGUUAGCGAUGAGCUCGUCCAAUUUAAGCAAACGCUGGAUGAAGCCUCCGAUGCUUUGCAAGAUGUCGAAGAAUCGCCAGCGCUGAGUGGCAACGCUGAAUUGCAGCAACAGCGACGCAAGUCUAUCGAUGAUCUGCUCCAUAAUUCCCAACUCGACCUAAAUUUGAAUUUAGAGCGCGAGGCGCUCGAUUCGGAGAACGAUUUUAUGCACCCGUUGCAGGGACGCGACACCAAAAGCAACGAAAACAAAAACAACAACGACGAAAUGGCUAAAAAUACCAAAGUCAAUGACCAAUUGAAGGAGUUGGUGCGCGCAAAUUCCCGCUUUCAGAAUCUGCAUAGGCAACUGCUGAAUAGCUUUCACAGCAGCAAUUCGAACGUAAAUACGGACGAUGUGCUGCAAAGAACCAAAGCGAGCAAGGGUUCGAAGAGUUCAAGUAGUUCAGGCACAAAUUCGGACUCAGACAAAGCGUUGACUAAAGAAGAUAGGCAAAAAAAUGUCAGCAAAGAGGAGGAUUCAAAUAAUUACAGCACCUUGACUAAAGGCAGUUACAAUAAAAAUGCCAAUUUCAACAAGGAUAGCAGCUUCAUUUCCAACUUUGAUUGGAAAUCGAACUUGGGCGCUAAGGACAACUUCAACAUCGAUAUGGAUUUGGGUAAAGAUGGUUCUAUUGGUGCGCCGUAUUCACAAACAUUUUCCAAGUUCGACUCGUCGGACAGCGCUAAUGCGAAUUCGAAUCUUAAUAACGCACUUAAGGAUACCGGCCAUGGCUCCAGCGUAGUCACCAAAGCUUAUUUUAACUGUAAGCCAUUGGCGAGCAAUGCAGAGCGUACUAAAUCUGGCGACACUUAUAUGGAAUUCACCUCAGAUCUUCGCGAACCCCAGCCAAAUAAGGAAAGUAAUGCGAAAAGCAAAUUGAAUACCAUCUUACUACUCGAAGCAAACACCUACCGAAAUUCCUUGAAUUCCAAGAAAGAAAUGGAUAACUUGGAGGAGUUGAAUGAGAAGAAAGUCGAUCCAGAGGUACAUAGAAUGAUGCAAAAGGUGGACUUUCCACACUUCAAGCUGGACUUUGACUCCUCAAUGGAAGACUUUGCAAAAAAGUCCAAAUCUGAUUCCACAGACGAUGAUGAACCGAUCAGCUAUGAGAAAACUAUAGAGAACAUACACUUUCCGAGCAUUGUAAAUGAUCAAUUUGAUUUGGGGCGCAAUGAUUUGUCGCAUGAGGCUGACUAUAAGCUUUCGAAAAUAGAGCAAGAGCAAUCUGAACCGCGAAAGAGUCACACGAGCAGUGGUGAGAGAAGCGGUGACAUGCCAGCCUUAGACAAUAAAGUGAAAGUGCCUUGGAAGCGUAGCUCAGGCUUCAACCCAAUGAAUGAAAUUAAAUUAAAGACCAGCACAAGGCUGAUGGCAAAAGGCUUGGGUCCCUCUCUACCCAGCUACGCGCUUUCUGAGACACAGCAAGAGCUUCAACUGGAUGAUGCUGUAAAGAGAUUGGAAAAGAACUUUGAUGUGGACAGUGAAAAUGAACAUAACGAGAACAGUCGGCACGGAUCUUUAGUGUCCCAGGACAUACUCGAUUGGCAGGAGCGAUUGAGGCGGCUCGAAGAUGUGGAAGAGCGCGCAUACGAAAAACUUAUUUACGAUAACUUACCGGAGCUUUCAAAGGAAGAGAAAGACGAAAAAAGUAAAACGGAUGAUGUGAUAUUUUCACCAGCCUACACUAUUCUACGCAAAAGAAGACUGGAGCAGGAACCAUACGAAGACGACAGCAGCGACCUUUUAGAUCCAAUGCACAACAAACGGGUGAUUAAAAACUCCUGCGAAGACGAUCAAAUGCUGUCACAAAAUCUUGAUACCGCUUCGCCAGACGAUGCACUGGCUAUGCAAUGGCCCGAUCUUACGCCGGCGGACAAUAACAAAGCGCUAGCUGACGUGGUACCUGCGCCGGAAGUGUCAGUGCCGGAAAUACCGAUAGAAAAUCAGAAGGACUCAGUGCCCGUUUCAUCGGCUGCAGAUACAUCUGAUUCAGAUAUAAUCAACAAAGUAGCGAGUGCGCGAGUUUUCGAUGAAAAUUUAAGUCAGGCUCUAGAAGAUCCUAUGGCGGAAAAGUCAAAACGAUGUGGUGAGCGGGAUGACAAUUUUAAAACUAAGGAGACAACAGAUGCGAGUGAUAAAGAUGAGGGCGUGGGGACUAUUUCCAAAUUUAGAAGAGAAGCAAAUUCAAAUGGAAAUGCCAACUGCGGUUCGAAGCGGCGCGUCAAACGCAUAGGAGUGCGCAACGAGGCCGGCGAAAUGACCGGAAUUAAGGAGGUGGAUUUGGAUGAACUAUUGGAUUUGAUGACGGUGCAGAAACUGAAGCCAAAGCGGGAGGUGAACGGGAAAGCAAAGGGGGGUGUAGAACAAGAAGGGAAAGUUGAAAGUGGAAACAGGGACGGGCAGGGUGAUGGAAGUGUCAUUCCAGGGCAGAAAGUAUUGAGCAGACGCAGACGUGAAUUGCCCUUAACAAAGAGAGAGGAUUUCAGUGACGAUAAAUUGCAUGUGCUGAACGGAUGCGAAAGAAUGCGUCGCUCUGUGAAUAAAGGACGACAUUUUCGUAGGAGCAGAGAGGUGCGCGAUGCUAAAGGCACGGCGGAAGACACAGAAAAGGAAAGGACAAAUGAUGAAACAUUGAAGGUAAUACAAUCCGCCGAUGAGAAAGACAAUGCAAAUAAAUCAAUUCAAAGCCAGGCGCCGGACGCUAAGAACUCUGAACAUCCGAUGGGUAAACGAGCGGCCCAUAAUGUGGAUGACAUAGCGGAUAACAACAGCGAUAACCGAAAAAUUAUAGAAACUAGAAUGCUAUUGGCAGAUAACAGAAACUUUGCACCAGCGCGAGCGUCUGAAGAGCUUUCGACGGGUCAAAGGGAUGAAUCCCCAAUGAGACAAGGUGAAAACUACAAUGAAGAACGAAGAACCAUAGACCCUGCCUUGUUCGCAGACUAUGGAAACCGAAUGCCGGUUGACCAGCUGGCAGGUCCUACAGCAUCCGGGAGACGAGAAUCUCGCCUCAAAAGCGAUGAUAAUCAAAGAGCUACUGAUACGGCAUUUCGAAGAACUGAACCGCUCGACGACGCAGCUGUUAUUGCGGCGGAUCGUAGAGCGAUGAAUGCUGCACGAGCCGCUUACAUUAGAAGAGAAGGAAGAAAUGGUGCCAACAAUAAAGAACCACUUGAAGUGGACUACAGAGAUCUGAUGGCGCGAUUAAGACGACUCUCACUACGCAAUCGUGAACGCGAGAGGGAGCGAAAGCGGGAGAAAGAACGUGAUUUUAGCAACUCAGUUGGCGAGUUCGGGAAUCAACAGUUCGAUAAUCUUAAGCAGGUCGACCAAUAUGCUCAAAAUUUCGAUGGAAUACCAGUCGAUAAUCUUUGGUAUGGCAAUGAUCCAUGGGAAGAAGAUGGCGAUAACGACAGCACGGACAACGAUAAAAAUACAAAUAAAAAUCAGCCGAAUAAACAACGCACCGCACUGACGAUUAAAAUGGAAAAUGGCGCCAUCAAGAGCAUUGAAAGAAAAGAGGAACCCAAAGGAAAGGAAAAGGACGCGAGUGUGGCGAAUGAGAAAGCCGGAAGCGAAGAAGAGGAAGGCAAUGAUAAUCGGGAGUCCUCACCUUUUGGUUGGUUUGGUAAGAGUAAAAAUAAAGCGAGCAACGGUAAAAAUGCAGAAGAUGGCAUGGUAUUGAAACUGAACGAUCAAGUGCUCAACUGCACAGCGUUUAAUACAUUGGAGGGUUUUCUGAAAUCAGUGCAGCAGCAAAAUAAGGAAGUCAGUGACCGAAAGACUGAUGAGAGUGUAAAUGGCGCGGCUAGCGGUAAUGCUACCGCUAAGAGUCAUAAUGGUAACUGUAUAGACCGGCAAAGCGUUGGGGACCACAAGCAAGGCAGUGGUGGGCAGGGAACCGAGCAACAAGGUGCAAACGGGCACAGACACGGCGCGCAUGAUGGUGUCGGAAGGGGAGGGGGAGGCAAUUGGCCAGCACAUGGAGGUGGUGAACGCGGUGGAGAUGGUCAUAGCGGUAAGGAUCAUGGAGGCAGUAGUGAAAAUGAAGCCGGCGGACAAUCAGCGAAUGAACGUCAAGGUGCUGGCCACGCAGGCGCCACUCAUGGUGAUCAUGGCCGGUUCGGAGGCGGAAGCAAUGGUAUGGGCAAUGACAAAAAAGUAUGUGGUGGAAAUAGUGGCGAUGGUGGCGCUGGAGGUGCUAGUGGCAGUGGGCCCGCUGCGACUAACUUCGGUCCGACCAGCAACGACGGUAAUUCUUCUGAUAAUUUGAGCAUGGAAACAAUUAAUAUGACUGUUGAAAUCCAACCAGUUACGCAGCGCCCAAUGGGUGCAUACGGCCAGAAGGCGAUGAAGCUGAAUAUUACCAUAAAUGCAAGCGUCAUGGGCGAUCAGAAGGCGAAGAACUUUUUUGGCAAUGGCACGUUCAAAGUGCAGAGCGAAGAGCGCGAACGCCGUGGAAUUUCCUUUCCUCAAUUCGCGCCAUUCAAGCGGUAUGCAACAAAGCGAAAGUGUACCAAGCCGAAGGUGAGUUGCGACGAAGCGUCCAUGACCGGGCGGGGAGCUGUGGACGUCAUUACGUCUAUAUUUAAUAUGGCGAAAUGCAAUCCUCAAAUGAAAUCCUUAUGGGCCAGUUUGAAGCACAAUCAACAAUGCAUGAAGAAGGCCCCACCGCAAGAGACCGGCUUUGAGAAAAUGCAAAAAGAUGACGUCAAUCACAUCGAAGACAUGGUUGAGCAGGCCAUGGAGGCCAUCAGUGACAUAAUCGACGACCAAGUAGAGCAACGCUCCUGCAUACCGCUGCCGCCCGAGCUGAAAAUUUUCUACGAGCAGAUUUUAGAUGUCUUUGAGAGUAACUCCGCGGAGGGUGUGCGCGAGAAGCGCGGCAGCCUUGAAAGUCCAUUCGAAGAGUUCAGUAAAGAGGUGCGUCUCAUUGACCCCAAUCGCGUUGAGCAGCGUUCGCGUAUCGUUAAGAAACUGCUACGUGAAUACGACGAUUUACCGGCUGUAGAACAGCAGCAGAUGGUUGGCGUGCGUGAUGAUUUGCUGCAGAACCUCGGAUUUUUGGAAAGCAUAAAGGAGGAGCAGACGCAGAGAAAACGGGAGCAGGCACAACAACAGCAGGUGCUGGAACCACAGCGGGAGGCGGAGCCGGAACAGCAGCGGGCACUGCCGCAACAGGUGCAAGUGCCAGCGAUGACUGAUACUGAAGAAUCUGAGAGUGAAAUGCAAGCCCGACGGCAGCGUGAAUUGUUGAAACAGUUGGAAGAGGAAAAGGCUGACGAUGAAGAGGCGUUAAAAGCAUACAAUCUACCAUACACGCCCGAAUUUUUACGAUUGCUGAAGGCGUCUGAAUUGAUGCAAGAGCAAGACAUAAGAGAAUAUUAG